Puntigrus tetrazona (Sumatra barb) is the source of this 9386-nucleotide messenger RNA. Its product is annotated as serine/threonine-protein kinase WNK2-like. Gene Ontology annotation, biological process: intracellular signal transduction; protein phosphorylation; negative regulation of sodium ion transport. NCBI's taxonomy places the organism in Eukaryota, Metazoa, Chordata, Actinopteri, Cypriniformes, Cyprinidae. Gene Ontology annotation, cellular component: cytosol; cytoplasm. The record is from RefSeq and is a predicted model, not a curated record. Gene Ontology annotation, molecular function: chloride channel inhibitor activity; protein serine/threonine kinase activity; potassium channel inhibitor activity. Bases 459 to 7367 code for a protein of 2302 amino acids. The transcript has 31 exons.
CAUCUUCAUCCUCACCAUCAUCCUCUCAUCAUCAUCAUCAUCAUCAUCACCUUUCUCUGGAUAUGACGGAGGAUGUUAGAGCUGUGGCACCUGCAGCAUCUCGCGCUCAUCCUCCUCAUCCUCCUCCUCAUCCUCACCGCUUCGUUCGUUUUCGAGCCGUGUUAUUGCUGGGUAGAUGGACACCGCAGGCUUAAGCGAGGGAUUGUGAAGCAUUUAGCAGUUCUGACGUUGCCGCAAUAUUUUGGAGCUUUGAAAAUAACAUCCUCAAUAAAAACUAACGCCUCGACGAACGUUUAACAGACUUGUAAUUGUUACGAUGAAGUCUUCGUCGAUUAGAUUAGCACUGGUUAGCAUUUAGAGGCCAAACUCUUGAAGUGAGAUUUGCCCGUGCUAUGGACGAGUCCUCGCUGGUGCGUCAGUGCUGCGGUUCGACCCUGAACCUGUGACCGACUCAGACCAUGGAGCCCAAACCCGACUGCUGCGCCUCGUCCGUGCCCAACUCUCAGCGCGAGCUGCAGCUCAACAUCUACGAGACCAUCAGCGAGGGGAACGUGAAUAAGCUGGAGAGCUCCGCGCUGGUGCGGGCCGGCAGCGACCCCAGCUCCUACCCCUCGUCCAGACGCCAGAGGUUCAUCCGCAGGAGCCUGUGGUUCACCGAUAAUGACGAGCCCCAGCCCGACGACUGCAACCCCGAGUCUGAGGAGCAGAGGAAGGCGCUCGGCAUCAACCUGAGGACCCUCGUGGACCGGACUCUGGUCGCCCGGUCCGGCUUGCAGGAGGGCUCGAGCACAGAGAGCCAGAAGACUCCGAAGGAGCUGGAGAUCAGCGCAGAUGAAGAGCGAGAGGAGCUCAGGACGGGCGGAGGGAAGACUCACGUGAAGGAGGCCAGCGAGGAGAACGAGGAGGAGGCCGAGAUGAAGGCCGUGGCCACCUCGCCCGGAGGACGCUUUCUCAAGUUUGACAUCGAGAUCGGCCGCGGCUCCUUCAAGACGGUCUACAAGGGCCUGGACACGGACACCUGGGUGGAGGUGGCCUGGUGUGAACUUCAGGACCGCAAGCUGACGAAGGUGGAGAGACAGCGCUUUAAAGAGGAGGCUGAGAUGUUGAAGGGACUCCAGCACCCAAACAUCGUGCGCUUCUAUGACUUCUGGGAGUCUCCGCUGAAGGGCAAGAAGUGCAUCGUGCUGGUCACAGAGCUCAUGACGUCCGGCACGCUCAAAACGUAUCUGAAGCGCUUCAAGGUGAUGAAACCCAAAGUGUUGCGCAGCUGGUGUCGUCAGAUCCUCAAAGGCCUGCACUUCCUCCACACGCGCACUCCUCCCAUCAUCCACCGGGACCUGAAGUGUGACAACAUCUUCAUCACGGGCCCCACGGGCAGCGUCAAGAUCGGGGACCUGGGUCUGGCCACGCUCAAGAGGGCCUCCUUCGCCAAGAGCGUGAUCGGCACGCCGGAGUUCAUGGCCCCGGAGAUGUACGAGGAGCACUACGACGAGUCCGUGGACGUCUACGCCUUCGGCAUGUGCAUGCUGGAGAUGGCCACGUCCGAGUACCCGUAUUCAGAGUGCCAGAACGCCGCUCAGAUCUACCGCAAAGUCACCAGCGGGGUGAAGCCUGCCAGUUAUAAUAAAGUGACGGAUCCCGAGGUUAAAGAGAUCAUCGGCGAAUGCAUUUGUCAGAAUAAGGAGGAGCGUUACUCCAUCAAGGACCUGCUGAAUCACGCGUUCUUCGCCGAGGACACGGGCGUGAGGGUGGAGCUGGCGGAGGAGGACGACGGCCUGAAGACCUCCAUCGCUCUCAAGCUGUGGGUGGAGGAUCCCCGGCGGCUGAAGGGCAAAUACAGGGACGGAGGAGCCAUCGAGUUCAGCUUCGACCUGGAGAAGGAGGUCCCUGAGGCCGUGGCGCAGGAGAUGGUCGAGUCUGGUUUCUUCCACGAGAGCGAUGCAAAGAUAGUGGGCAAGUCUCUCCGCGACCGAGUGGCUCUGAUCAAGUGGCGCAGGGAGAGGACGGCCCCGAGGGCCCCGCAGGGCGGCCCUGCUCCGGGGCCCGUCCCCUGUGAACCGGCCGGUCUGCUGGAGCCCGAGGAGCCCGAGGUGGAUCAGCACGUCCACGUGUGUCCGCUCAGCACCAGGACCACCUCCACCACAUCUGACAGCGGCAUCGGCUCGACCGUGUACUCAGACUCCCACAGCAGCGGUCUGCACAGUGUCAUAUACCAGUCCGUACAGGAAUCUGUGUCCACGGCAAACCAAGAGGGUGCACAUCAUGAAAGCUCUUCUGUUAAUGAGUUCAUCCGUUUCCUGAUCCGACCCACAAGUCCUGUCUCCUUUCAAAAACCACGAGAGCAGUCAGAGAUGACAGGAGAUGGAUUGGGAAGUUCUCGCCGUGGAAAUUUGCUGCUCGCUCCUUUACCUGUAACCACUCGUCGCUAUAGCGACACAUCAGUGGAGCCAUCCUCUGAGACAAAGGGGGAGGAGCCUGUCUCAAUGGCAAACCAGGGGCGUCGGCUUUCUUUAAACCCCACCCUUCACCAGCCACCGUCCCCGUGUCAGGCCUGCCUGUCCUUAUUUCUGCUUGGGACAUGUGCGGAUAGAAGACAUUCACCCUAUUCUUUAUUACCGCUUCCUCACGUCCCUGGUGUCUGCAGGGGCUCCAUCAGUGAGAUCUCUGACCUUUCCCGGCUGAACAGAUCUCUGGAGAACAUCACGGGGCACAGACAUCAGCCCGAAAGAGGGCAGUUCCGGCCUACCCGCAGUCACAGUGAUGAAGGACAGGAGCCGCCUCGGGAUGCACUGACGUCCCGUCGCAGAGCCAGUUUUUGUGCUGGCGAGCGCCCAUUGGCUGACGUGUCUUCUGUUCUGAGAGUCCAGAGCCAGGCUGCAGCCGCCGCUCAACACAUGCAGACGUUCCCUCCUGUCUCCUCAGAGACCCCCGCGCAAGCCGCCGGGCAGAAUCUGUCCUCUCCCCUGCCGCUGGUGCUUCUGCAGGGAGUCUCGACCGCACCACAGCAGCUCGCACCUACAGGUCAGACUGCAGAGCUGAACGCACAGAGCCAUGCGCUCCACACUGCAGCGUCGCUCCAGCCAGUCUCUAUGCCGCAGAGUGCCUCGGGUCCGAGUUACCUUCCUGCCGGGGCAGAGCUAGCACAUAGACAGACAUUUCCACCCGUGCAGCUCACCGCAGUCGCAGCUGCACACAGCCUCCCAUGUAAAACAGAAGCAGCGCUGCCUGCAGAUCAGAGUUUUCAGAGCGGAGUCUCCAGCGUGCAGCAUAUCCCACCAGCAUCUGCACAGACUCGACAAACACCUGUCCUACAACAUUUGCAGCAUGUCACUGCGAAUGGCACAACAGAUGGGCAACUUCGAGAUUUCACGAACAUGCAGCAAACUGCUUCUGUGCAGCUGAGCCAAACGGGCUCUGCACCAUCUCUCCCACAGCUCUCUAUUCAGACGCAGCUGAUGGACAGCUGGCAGCAGGGAGGACAGUCCACCUCCAGUCUGCUGACCCAACCUGUUCCUCCUCCAGCUUACCUCACACAGUUUCCUUCCAUUAACUCGGCUCAGUCAGUCGGGACCUCUGUUCCUGGAUGCGACCCGUACCCCGCCUGCUUUCCCUCUGUGCAGUCGUCCCUCAGUCUGCCCAUCCCCUCACAUCCCGACAUCUCUCCAGUGCCGUGUUCACAGGUGGAGAUCUCCGGGCUAACCCAGUACCCCCACCUGUCCUCCACCUCCCCUAUACCCUCACAAUGUCCUGCUCCAGUGUUCGCUCCUCCACUUCCCACAGUUCACCAGUACCAGCAGGCCUAUUCUGUUGCUCAGCAGCCCGCUGUAAACUCCAUGGCCACUCUCUCGCAACAUUCCCACAGUCAGGCCACACCCACAGCGCACCAAAGUCUCCACCCCUCUCCAAACCUCGGCUCUAUGUGUGUUGGAGUCCCUCCCACUAUACAAGCUCCUCCCAGCCAGGGUGUCUUGACCAGCCAUUCCCAAACUGUUCACAUGGACCAGAACAGCAGCCAUAAUGCCCCUCAGCCUCCCGCAGUACCGCAGCUCUCACCCUUCAGACCCGUCCUCGACACAUUGGGCUCUGCUGUGGACCCAAACCAGGCUCAGCACUCCAGCCCAGCGUCUGGAGCCGGCGGCGGCGGCCUGAGUCAACACAACAGCACCAGCGCUCACACUGAAACAUGCUCUGAGGAGCAUGUUCCUGAUAAACAGACAGCAGCAGCAGCUGGGUCCACAUAUGACAGUAUUAACUCAGAUGCCACGUCCGGUAAAGAGAUGAGUGAUGGGAACGAGGGUUCUGGGAGAGCUCGCAGUGAGUCUCGAGUCCGAAAACCCAAUCGCAAAACGUCCCGUACCCGCUCUCGCCAAGACAAGAUCAACAGACCCAAACUCAACAUGAUCAAAGUGUGUGACACAGGAGACAAAAUGGUGGAGUGUCAGCUGGAGACUCAUAACCAUAAGAUGGUGACAUUUAAAUUUGACCUUGAUGGAGAUGCUCCAGAGGAGAUUGCCACAUACAUGGUUGAAAAUGAAUUUAUUCUGUUGCUGGAGAGGGAGAUGUUCAUCGAGCAGCUGAAGGAGAUCAUGGAUAAAGCUGAGGACAUUCUGAAUGAAGAUGCUGAGGGUGAGAAGGCCUCUGUCCAGACCUCACCUCUCCGUCAGACACCCGUCACAGCAGACUCCUGCCCACAGGGGUCAAAAGAUGAGCACAUGCAGUCUGACCAGCUUGUCUAUAAACAGAACGUGCUUCACACCGGGAAGCGCUGGUUCAUCAUCUGUCCUGUGGUGGAGACAGCUGCGCCUGAUGGAGAAGAGGCUGCCACGAACCCAGAAAGCUCCUCUACGUCUCAAACACAGGAUGUGAACACAGCCAGAGCCAAGCCUCUGCAGAAACGGUCAUCGGUGCUACAGGCUUCCCUCUCCGAGGUUGCUCCAUCGGCGGAAGGCCCUCAGGCUGCCUGUGCAGCUGUGGUUUCUGACAUCCCAUGCUGCCCCAUCGUACCUCCCGUUUCACUGGAUGUUUCGGCUCAGAAAGCGGCGGAGGUCCCCCAGCAGCCGGUCGCUCACAGCAGCAGCCCCGGCUUGGAGCUGCCUGUCAGCCAGACGAAGACUCCACCUGUGGUGCUGCUUCAGCCCUUUGCCACACCCACUCCACAGGCUUCCGUCAGUGCAGGCCAAUCACCGCCUCAGAGCCCCACCCAUCAGCCUCAGAGCCCCACCCAUCAGCCUCAGAGUCCCACACAUCAGCAUCAGAGCUCCACCCAUCAGCCCCAGAGCCCUGCCCAUCAGGCCCAGAACACUCUGCCUCCACAGCCGGGCGAAUCAGAUGGGGAAGGGCCACCCAGGUUGGAGUUCGCAGACAGAACAAUAAAGACUCUGGAUGAGAAACUGAGAAACCUUCUGUACCAAGAGUACCACCCCUCGCAAACCACAAGCUCUGCCUCUGAACCGCCCGGAUCGCCGCCGUUAUCAGACAGCCAGGGCAGUGACAGUGCUGUGAGGAAAGCAGAAAAACUGCCACAGAUUCCAGAGAGGUCUGACAGUCUCGGGACCUUGAGUGAUUCUGCUGUUCCCCCCUUCAAAAGGCAUCAGACCAGAAAAGACCCUGGGGCCACUUCUGCCACACACACGUCUGAGAGCCACUUCCAGAUUGUGCCGACAGAUUCAGACGUGUCUUCUCAAGAUGGUGGAGAUCAUGGGAUUGAUCUUGAUUCUGCAGCUGUUCCUGUAAUCGAGAACGGACACAGAUCCACAUCAAAGUCACAAAGCAACCGUUACUCAGCGCCUCCUGACUUAUAUCAGGACACAACUGCUUCCUUUCCAGAGGUCAGACCCACAAUGCCUUGCGCUCAGAGCUCUCUGUCGGCAGACGGGACGGCGCAGUGCUUGUCCUCGGACACUGGAGACGAGGACCAGAGCACUAAGGCCUCGCCUCUGGCUCCUGCGAGGUCAGAGUCAGGCGGCGGGGACUUCAUGAAGCGGGCGGUGGCCUUCCUCCGGCGCUCGGGCCAUAGCAGCAGCGUCCAGAGCUCCGACUCGCCCCCUUGCCCUCUGGUGAACGGCCACGCCCCCUCUGUCAGCGGCCACGCCCACUCCACUUACGUCAGCAGUGAUAACGACUCUGAGUUUGAGGACGCUGAUAUGAAACGAGAGCUGCAGAAGCUUAGAGAGAAGCACAUGAAGGAGAUCUCGGAGCUUCAGGCUCAUCAGAGAGGAGAGAUCGAGCAGCUGUAUUCUCGGUUGGGUCGAGCUGUUCCUCCCAGCGUGGGCUUCUUACAUGCAGUGCCACCUACAGGUCGCCGCCGCAGAGCCUCCAAACACAAGCUGAAGGGAAGCCGACUGCUCAAUCCCAUGGUGCAACAGCUCAGGAACAACCGAAGCAACAGCUCUACUGAGACGGGCUCCAGUGUGUCGGGGUCUCCGGUCAAGAGCUCUGCUCUGGGUAACAGCUCUGUGGGAUCCAGCACAGCCACGCUGAGUCCUGCGUCAGAACCGCUGGAGCCGGUCCAGACUCAGCAGCCCUGCUCGCUCAAGGGCUCUCUGUCCUCUGACAACAUCUACGGCCCCACCACACACACCCCACCCAGACAAGGCUGGACCGUUUACCACCAAACAUCUGAGCGAAUCACCUAUAAAUCUAGUAGCAAACCACGCACUAGAUUCCUCAGUGGACCCGUGUCUAUGUCCAUCUGGUCCACUCUGAAACGGCUUUGUCUAGGGAAAGAGCGCAGCAGUAGGUCUCAUAGUACUGGUGCUGCCCACGUGACUUCAGCAUCCAAUCAGAACCUGCCUCCCGCAGCCAUGCCGGCUUCUUCUUCUCGGCCCAUCACGGCGCUCGUUCAGGCUCAAGCAAACAACAGCAACAACAAAAGUGGUACAUUCACCGACGACCUACACAAGCUGGUUGAUGAUUGGGCAAAAGAAACUCUUGCCUCCGCCCCUCAGCUCCGCCCCUCUAGACCGCAGAGUUCUCUCCAGUCCUUCCAGACCAACCCCGCUCCUAUGACCAGAGUCCCCAAUCAGAUAAGGGGCUCAAUCCCUCAGGCGGCUGUGAAGUUUCAUCUCCCACUGUCCUGUCCGCUGUCAGCAGCUCUGGGUCCCAUCAUGCCUCAUGGCAUCACCAGCACCCCAUCACCCAUCCUCCAGCGGGCCGGAUACUUGCUGCCCUCUGCCCCCUUUGCUGGGAUGAUGCCAGCCCCUGCGUAUCCAAACCAGUGGUCCGGUUUGCCCAGUCCAGUGGGCAUGUUUGCUACGGCCGGUAUGGUCCCGUACCCAGCUAUGGUCAGCCCAGCACUGCAGACUUUUCCUCUGGUGGUGAAAAGCCCAGACGGCCCGAUGCGUCCCAGCAAAGCCAGGACUGCCUGAGAGCGCCACCCUGCGCUCUGAACUCCACAACAGACACUGUUUUUGGCGCAAGGCUGAUCGAUGCACACUUGCAGAAGGAUAAUCAUGCAAGCUCAACGCAGCGGCGGGAGAACACGUUUUUAACUCAAACCACAAUCUCUGAAAUAUCUGUGGGGUUUAGAUCGCUGUUGGAUUAUGGACGCAUCUGUGCAAAGCCUCUGAGCCUGUAAAUAUGAGGUGUGUGUGUGUGAACUUGGGCAUGAGGAGUGUGUUUAUGUGUCAAAACCUUCCUGUGGGCACUGCUUUCGCUUUUUCUCUUUUUUUGAAGAAUCUGUGUUGAGGUGUGUUAGUAAAGGGUUUGGCUGAGAGUACUGCAGGACCAUGGCCUUCGAUUCUACUGCCAUAGAGUAUCAAUAUGUUUCCCCGUAACUCAACACAAUGGUAACCUACAGUGGCAUGAGCUAAAGACAGAUUUCAGUAAAAGUAGACAUCCUUGCAAUGGUUUAAGAAUUAAAAUUCACGCUGCUUGUGUUUUAAAAGAGGCCAAUGAUUGAUUAUAGAAAUAUCAGUCCUACUUUUCAGUGAUUUUUCAUGAAGUAACAGCACUUUUGAGUGGCUUUUAUUGGCUGUUUACAGAAGUAUCCAGCUUUUUUUAAACGAUUUCAGACCACAGGACAUAAUCCCUACAUGAAAAUGAAUAAUUCAGGAUGAUGUAGUGCCUUGAUCAGUCAUCACUUCUCCCUCUAAAGGUAUGAAUUUAGCAUGGUUUUCCUUCUGUUCCUAAUGCAAUUGUUAAUCCUAACCCUUUUUCGGUCAAGUGGAGGUUUACAUAUUUACGUCCCCUUUCUUAAAGCGAGUUUGCAAUCAAUACAUUUAGCAUCAUUUUGCGUUUAAAUAGGAGCUUGUCUGUGCAGAUUGGUAAAUGAGUGCAGCUUGGCUUUCUGAUUGUUGUACUGCAUUCAUAAGCAAUGCUGCACAAGCGCACUGUACUACAGCACAGAGGAAGUCAACAAAUUGUUUACAUUGCAAUGAUGUAAUGUGUUAAUGCAUGCCAUCAAAGCGUCGCAGAUACCAAAAUACUAAAUGAAUAAUUGCUAUCUAAAUAUAUCAAGGAGCAUUUAACGUGCUUGUGGUCUUGCAGAAACCCUUCCCUCCUUAGAGUGUAACACAGGGAGCGAGUGCAGGUUUGACAGGAAUCAGUGUGAAUGCUGUGUGUUGACAUUUCAAGCAUGCCCUUCGACCCCCGUCACUCCCACCUGUAAUGUGAAUUUGGCACGGAACACACACCGAGUUCAGCUACUAUUUGAUCAGACGGCUCUUUUAUGAGCUCUUGCACAGUGUGUGUGACAUUGAGGUGAUAUUUGAAUUUCUUUUAGGAGGGCAGUGCAAUUAUUGCUUCAUAAAAGUGAUCCGAUAUGGGAGAAAUUCCAAGCAAUUGAAUAUUAACUCACACAGAUACACGUGUACAAAAUGCAUCGGUUUCCAAAACCCACACGUCCACGUUAUACACUUUUAUUUCUUAUGUUGGUAAGAUUUCGUCUUAUUUAGGCUUAGAGCCAGCAGGCAGCUUCCAUUUGAGUUUUUAACCUCAUUUUCAAUCUUCGUGAAAGGCUGCGACCCACGCCACUGGCAAACUGUGAAUUGUACAGUCCUCUUGUAUUUAUUUGAUCAGUGCUUUGGAUGCAUCUUCUGCGAUUACCGUACCGUCCCAUCCAUUCAUUUGUUCAGGAUGCUCCGUCGGUCAGAAAGAUCUGCUUCAUGAGCAAUGCUUCCGGUAGGAAGGGGUUUCUGAUAUUCUGUUCCUGCUAUUUAAUGCUAAAAUCUCUGGCAAUAAUGACUUUAUUUUGUCAUGUUAGUGACUUACUGAUCUGAUGUGGCAUUGAAUAGGUUAUGGACUUUUAUUUUCUGUAUUGGCGCUCUGUGAAUGGUGCACACUCUUCAGUGAAUUACUUUACUCCGUUCAGAUACGAAAUGCACUCACAACACAAAGACUGUGUACGAGUUUAAUUAAAGAAUAAAUCAAUAUUUUGUGCUUAAUAA